Closterium sp. Naga37s-1 is the source of this 5415-nucleotide messenger RNA. Lineage: Eukaryota; Viridiplantae; Streptophyta; Zygnematophyceae; Desmidiales; Closteriaceae. The record is from the annotation of a GenBank genome assembly.
GAGUGUCUCGAUACCGUUCCAGGCAUAGACCUGCCAGCCGUCUACGCGUUCAUAGAAAAGCACACGUCAAAAGCAGCACGCACAGCGGCUUGGAAGGAGCGCUCGCACUGGAUCACCGACCCUAAGCGCGACGCUGCCAAGGCUGAGGCUCGGCGGCAAAGGGAGGCUUGGAGGAGGGCCGAGGCUCGGGCGGCGGAGCGGAAACGGAGCAAGCGCGCGGCCAAGAGGAAGCGGGGAGAAGGGGAGGAGGAGGGAGAUGAGAGUGAGGAAGAGAGUGAGGAGGAAGAGGAGGACGAUGAGGAGGAUGAGGUGGAUGAGGAGGACUGGGUUGGGGCAGCUGAGAAAGUUUUGGCGCACACACGUCCUAUUGCAGAGACGAGUAAGGGGGUGAUAGCACCGGUUGGAGCGAGUGGGUACCUGGAGCAGCUGCUGCGCGAUUGCGAGGAUACUAUGAUAGGAGAUGGGGAUGAUGAGAAGAAGAUGAAGCAAGCGAGGAGGAGGGUCAGGGUGAGGGUGAAGCGGCAGCAGCAGAAGCAGAAGCAGCAGGAACAGGAGUUGGCAAAAGAGGGGGGCGGUGAUGGGAAGCAGGGAACGGCAGGGAAACCGGCCCAAGGGACAGGUAAAGCUGCUGGCGAGAGCAAGGCAGGAAAGGAUAAGGAGGAGGAGAGAGAGAGCAAGCGACCGCGAGUUGUGCUGGUGGUUUCUACUGACAGCAGCGGCAGCAGCGACAGUGAGGGCGUGGAGAUGAUCCGUACCAGCAGCAGCAGUGGAAUGGAGGUGGAGGGGGAGGAGAUGGAGGAGGGGGAGGUGCGGGAGGAUCAGGUGGUGUUGGGAUCCGAUAGCCAAGAGUCAGACGACGUGAUUGUUGUGGGGGAGACACGUGGAAAGACGGAUAGGGAGGUAGAGAAGGGCGCAGUGAGGGGACCAGGCCUUGUGGGCAGAGCGGGACGGAAGGAAGGUGCGAAGGAAGAGGAGGAAGAGGAGGAGUGUUUGGUACGAUGCACUGUCUGCGGGCAAGAAACACCGGCUAAGAGAUCUCGAGUGCAUAGCACCCUCUCAGUCCCCCUCUGCCGAACCUGCCACGUGUCACGCAUCAACGUGACCUUCUCUGUGGACAAAUCGGACGGUACAGAGCAGCAGUGCCACUGGUGCGGGCUGGGGGGGCAUUUGUUGCUCUGUGACACUCCCAAGUGCCGCUUCACGUUCUGCCGUAGCUGCGUUUUAAGGAACUUUGGGGCGGCGGAGUAUAGAAGGAUAGAGAUCUCUGAUGCGGAAGGGGGAAGUCCGUGGAAGUGUUACUGCUGUGAUGCUGGCCCGCUGGCAGGGUUGCAAGCGGAAGGGGCGAAGGUGGUGGCGCGGAGGGGGGUGCGGGCAGCGAGGGGCGUGUGGGGGAAGAAGGAGAAGGAGGGUCAAGGGGAGGGGGAGAAGGGAGCGGGGUUGGAGGGAGUGGGGGAGGAGAAGGCGCGGGGAGAGGGAGGGGAGGGAGGCGAGAGGGAGGCGGAGGGAACAAAUGCUGAGAGGUGGAGGGCGUGCACGGUUUAUGUGGCAGAAGUGCAUUCACAGCAUGGCGCUGGUUGGUUGCCCCAAGGGGCCACCAAGGGGUUGGGUGAUGGAUGUGGAGGGCGUGCGGUUCAUGUGGCAGAACUGCAUUCACAGCAUGGCGCUCGUGCAGAGCGGGGAUCCCGGGUUCGAUUGGAUUGGCUUGUCUUGCCGGAUGAUGUCUCACCCACUCCACCUUCUGCCCCUUCCCCACCAUCCUGGCUCCCCAUCCCUUCUCUUCCUUCUCAGGUGGAGGGCGUGCGGUUCAUGUGGCAGAACUGCAUCCACAGCAAGGCGCUGGUCCAAAGCGGGGACCCCGGGUUCGGGUGCAUUCUAGCGCACUCCAUGGGGCUGGGGAAGACACUCCAAGUGAUCACCUUCGUGCACACCGUUCUGAACCAGUUCCACUCGCACGGGCUCAGAACGGUGCUGAUUGUGGCGCCUGUGAACGUGCUGCAUAACUGGAAGGAGGAGUUUCGGCGGUGGAUGCCAGUGGUUGGGAGCGGUGCUGCUGCGCGGGGGGGAGGAGCAGGAGGGGCGGGAGGAGGGGUGGGAGGAGUGGGGAAGGGAGGGGACGCUCUUUGCGUCCUAUGCUGCACUUGCCAAGGUGUGACGCACCCCUUCAUCCUCACCAUGCGGCGCCAGGAGGCAGAUGAAGCCGAGCCUGAUACUGACGCUGCUACCCUGGAGCCACACUUUUGUUCGCCUCUCACUCCCACCCCCUCGUGCCUUGCGUCUCUCACCCCCCCUUCCUCCCCCCAGUCGUGGUGGCAGGAGGAAGAGGAGGCGAUACGGCAGGGCGGGUUGGGGGUGAGCGGCAAGCUGACAAUCGCGCUGGACAUCCUGAGGCAGGCAGCAGCAGCGGGCGACAAAGUGCUCUUCUUCAGCCAGUCCCUGCUAACUCUCGACCUCCUUGAACUUCUACUUGCCGACAUGCACGAUCCUGUUGCUUCUGCUGCUGGUGGCGGUGCUGCUGGUGUGGGUGCAAAGUGGACAGCAGGCGUGCACUGGUACAGAAUCGACGGGUCUGUGAGUGCGGCGAGGAGGCAAACCAUAGUGAACCGGUUCAACGAGCCGCGCAGCAACCGGCAGGCGCGGUGUGUGCUGAUCUCGACGCGGGCGGGGUCGGUGGGAAUCAACCUGGUGGCGGCUAACCGCGUGGUGCUGCUCGAUGGGUCCUGGAACCCCGCGCAUGACCUGCAGGCCAUGUUCCGCGUGUGGCGGUACGGGCAGAACAAGAAGGUGUUUGUGUACAGGCUGCUGGCAGCAGGGACCAUGGAGGAGAAGAUCUACAACCGCCAGGUGGUGAAGGAGGGGCUAGCAGCACGGGUGGUGGACGAGCAACAGGUGGUGCGGCACUUCACAGACCGCGACCUGGACGGACUCUUCUCCCUCGAUGAUGAGCCUUCACACGCUCCACACCCCAACGGUCCGCACGCGGAGAAACACGCAGAGCAGCAGCAGGAGGGGGGAAGGAAGCAGGGCGGUGUGCAACAGCAGAAGGGCGAGAAGGAGGGAGGGCCAGGGGCAAAGCAUAAACAGGGAGGCGGGAUCGAGGGGGGGAAGGAGGGGGAGAUAGCAGAUGCAAUUAUGCGGAAAAUCCUAGCAGAUCACAAGGACAGGUGGAUUGUCAGGUGGCAUGAGCACGAGCCUCUGCUUCGGGAGGUGGAGCAUCACCUGUCUAAGGAGGAGAAGGAGACAGCCAUGAAGUCUUACUCUCUCCGCCUCCUGCGCUCUAUCGCCAUGGCUGUACCGGCGCACCUUCACGCACUUCCGCCGCUACCCCAUCCUUCCGCACUCGCUUCCCCAUCGCGCACGUCGCGCGCACUGGGCGCGCCGCAAUGCACUCUGCCUCUUAGACGGCGGGUGCACGACUUUCUCAGCGGCGAGCCUGCGCGUAGAACAGGGAGCAUCCAUGGAGAAUGGGAUGGAUCCGCGCAGCGAGGAUUCCGGGAAGGAGGGCGACGCGCCGGCGGUAGGGAGUCAAUAAUCGCAGCGAUUGGGGGAUCUAGUGGGGGAACUGCGGCGCCGUCGCGUGGGCAAGGGAGCGGCGUCCCGCAAGCCAACCACAUGUCAAGCUCAUCCGACUCGGACUCUGACACUUCUCCUGCCCGUCAAUCCCCCUCACUUUCCUCCUCCGCCUCCUCCUCCGCCCCCGCAUCCGCAUCCUCCGCUAAUUCCGCCUCCGCGCGCCACCGGCUCCGCGGGCUGCGCGCCGAUGACAUCCGCCACCCGCUGGACCGCCAGAACACCGCGCUCCUGCGCGCUAUUCCCGGGCUAAACGACCUGGGUCGCGUGCUCCUAGGCCCCGUACAGGAGCAGAUUCUCGUGCUGGAAAAUCUCGGGUCUGGAGUGCUCGUAUCCCCGCAGCAGCUGCCGUCCCUCCACGCGCUAAUGGAAGAAGCGGCCGUCGCGCUCGACAUGCCGUCGCCGCCGGACCUAUACGUGCGGCAGAGCCCCGUUCCUAACGCGUACACGCUCGCGAUCAACGGUCAGAAGCCGUUUGUGGUGGUGCACACGGCGCUGCUAGACCUCCUCUCACCACUCGAAGUCCAGGCCGUGCUCGCGCACGAGUUAGGGCAUUUAAAGUGCGAGCACGGGCUCUGGCUCACCUUCGCGAAUCUCCUCGCGCUCGGCGCCGCGAGCUCUCUGCCCGGGUUCCUCGGCACGAUGCUCGCGCGCGGGCUGGAGGACCAGCUGCUGCGGUGGCUGCGCGCGGCGGAGCUGACGUGCGACCGCGCGGCGCUGGUCGUCGUGCGCGAUCCCCGCGUGGUCGUGUCCGUGCUGAUGAAGCUCGCCGGCGGAAGCACCAGCGGAGGCGGAAGCGGAUGGGGUGUGGGGCGCGCCGGGGGAGGCCCCGGGGGAAAUGACUGGGGCUGGGCGGGGAUGGGGGUAGCCAGGGCGGGGUCGUCCGCGGGGGCUGCUGGCGUAGGGGGGAAUGAGGGCGGAGGUAGCAGAGGUAGCUGGUGGGCGGAAGAGCUGAGUGUUGACGCGUUUUUGGCGCAAGCGAGGUCUUAUGACGAGGCUGCUAAUAGCGGGCCACUUGCGUGGUACCUGCGGAACGCGCAGACGCGGCAGCUGGCGCACCCGUUGCCCGUCCUGCGCGCUAGAGAGGUGGACCGAUGGGCUAGAAGCCCAGAGUUUAAGGUGCUGAUGGGGCGAGGUAAUGUUCCAUCAGCAGGUAUGGUGGGGGCAGCCAAAGGGGCAGGCGCUGGUGGUGGCAAAACUGCUGGGAGCAGUGCGGAAGCUUCUGGGAAUGGCAUGUCUGCGCCGACUGCGCGGCUCGCCGCCCCUCCCUCCGCUUCCGCGGCUUCUGAUGCUUCUUCCGCCGGCGCGACCCCUCUUCUUCCGCUCCGCUCCGGAUCAUCCGGUCGUCCCCUCUCCCGCCAGAGCGCAGCGUUCUCCGCGCCUACUCCCGGAGAAUUCGCGCAACCUUCCUCCGCUUCCGCGCGGGGGCGUCGAGGCGCGGUGCUUGUUCGGGCUGAGUCGGUGGAAGCCAAAGGGGCAAGAGAAGAGACACAACCUGGCGUGGCAGCGUCUGCGUAUUCAGAUUCCGAGGGCGAAGACGCCUCCGCUCCGCGUCUCACGGUGGCGCAGAAGCUGCAGCUGCAGAUGUCUUCCCCGACCUCCCUCCCCGACGGCACCACCAUCCCGCUCCCCAUCGGCGGGCGGCGGCGCGUGCUCUCCGCCUCAUACCCGCUCGCCGCGUGGACGCCCGCGCAGAAGCGCAACCUGGCGCGCGCAACGCUGCUCAACAAGGUGGGGGAGCGGAACGACUCGCCGCUCUUCGCCACGAUCGGCGCGCUGGUUCUCGGUCCCCCUGUCGUAAUCCUUGCCGUCGCUUUUUUCUCCGGAUACGUCGACUUCCUGGGCUGA